UUAAUGGAUAAAAUACUUGUUCGGAAAUAGGCUAACUGCGUAUGCCCAACAGGAAACCCAUGUGAACGCUGCUGGGGACAUGUUCUCUUAAAUGAUUUUAAUAGUUCAGUAGCUACAUAAAUAAUGCGUAUAGAUCAAGAACCCUUUAAAUACGACUUUUUCGUCUCGGUGGUUCACAAUGUCUUCAUCAAACAACGAAUGUGCACAACUUUACUUGCGUAUUGAAAAUAAAUAAAAAAAUAAUUAAUCAUGAUUCACAGUCACGUUAUUUUGUUCAGUGUAUUAUUUUUGUCAACAUGCCAGAUAAAACAAAGCAAGUCCAGUCUUAUAACCCAAGAAGUUGAGCUACCACCAGGUCAGGAAUGUAUCAUGACUCCAGUGGUGCAUGUAUUGAAACAUCCAGGGUGCCAGCCACAGCUGAUUCCAUCGUAUGCUUGCGUUGGAAAAUGCACCAGCUAUUUACAGGUAUCAGGAAGCAAAAUUUGGCAAAUGGAACGUUCAUGUAAUUGUUGCCAGGAGUCUGGUGAACGGGAAGCUACGGUUGAUUUAUAUUGCCCAGAAGCAAAAAAGGAAGAGAAUAGAUACAGGAAGGUGGUUACAAAAGCACCACUUGAAUGCAUGUGUCGUCCUUGUGGUACUAUUGAUUCAAAUGCUAUUAUUCCACAAGAAACAGUUGGAUAUGCUGAAGAAGGACCGCUCCAUAAUCAUUUCAGGAAAAGCUUCUAGACGAAAAUUGUGUAAAUCAAACUUUGUAUAGACUCGUGCAGUUCUUAUAAUUGUUAUGUUAUUCAGAGACUAUUAAAAGCCUUGACCAA
Molecule: messenger RNA, 815 nt
Organism: Cydia splendana
Lineage: Eukaryota; Metazoa; Arthropoda; Insecta; Lepidoptera; Tortricidae
Gene: Burs
Product: bursicon
Exons: 4
Coding region: 250-726 (158 amino acids)
Biological process (GO): animal organ morphogenesis
Molecular function (GO): receptor ligand activity; BMP binding
Source: RefSeq, a predicted model, not a curated record